AAUGGAACUCCUGGAAUAGAGGGGCCAUCAUUAGAAAUCUAUGCAAGUACUAGUGUUAGUUUGAGUGUUUCAACCUUAGCCAUAAAUUCAUAGUCUUGGACUCUAAGGUGAGUGUUCCAUAAGCUAGGGAUGGCGAUAAUGAUUUGAUUCUUUUCUAAAUCAUCGGAGAAGAUGACAUGAAACAUAGCCUAUAUUUCUAGCUUAUUUUGUGUAUACUCCGUCAAUCUUGAAAAUACUUUCUUGGUAGUUUCUAAUGAGAAAGUGAGCAAAUGCAAAGUUGUAUAUUUGUUUUUACAUUCUAUCUUUGCGUGUCUUUUAAGGUGUGACAAGAACCAUUUCCUUUGUUGUUUUCGCCUUUGGAUCUAUCUGCAUACCAAUUAAAUUUCAGUCAACUGAAAUGAAUAUUGCUUCUAUUUCUACAGUUCAAGUCAUCCAUUUCCAAAGACUUAGAUGUUGAUGUUUGUUUGCAGACUUAAGAAGUCAAGUCUUACCACUGGUGUCAAUGGCUAAAGGCCAAUGUAAGAAUUUCCUUUUCUCUUCAGCUUUUUUCCCCCCAAUAAGUCUGACCCAUCUUAUACGUUUGGUUCCACAUAGUGUUUCUUUUUGACAAAUUUUACCAGUGAGAAAGACUUGUAAUGAUUACAAUGUUUAGAAGUUAUGGAAUUUGAUCUUAUAAGAGAGUUCUGGUGAGCUAGCUAGAAUUACGAUUCACAAACCUUCGAGUUUUUCCUCUUCUUGCAGUAUAGAUUCAAUAUGGCUUUGGCUUCUUCUUUUAUUUGCUUCCUUCUAUCUCUUCUUCUGAUCUUAGUUCAGGCAAAGGGAAAAAAUGAUUCAACUUGUCCAAAGUUCUUUUCAUGUGGGAAUCUUACUGACUUGAGCUUUCCUUUCUCUCUUUCCUCACGAUCUGAUUGCGGACUAAUGAUCAUGUCUGGUUGUGAUACUAAACCAUAUCCAAGAAUCCAACUGCUUCCUGGAGGGGAUUGGUACACUCCUAUGGAAAAACCGCAUAAUUUUACAGUUUGGCUCUUGGACCCGAAGCUUCAUACCAUGUUGAGGCAACACAAGUGCCAGUACUUUUAGACUAAAAGUUUCCUCCCUUCAAGACUCUCCUUCUAUUUCUUUCACUACCCCUACGCUUCACGAUUUCUUCAAAUGUAACAGCACCAGUCGUAAUGCCCCAAACACUACCCAUAAGAAGAAUGAUCAUUUUGCUGGUUAUAAAAUAUACAAUGGUUGUAAAGACUUUAGCAUAUACUACAAGCUUUCUGGAGAUGGUGAUGAAGACAUUCGAGCAGGCAAUUUUCCUGCCAAUUGUUCACUUAUCAGAUUGCCAAUUGACACGUUAGCAUAUGAUAGGGAUGUGUUCAAAAUGUUAAGUCACGUUUUUCUGGUACAAUGGGAACUGUCUUACGACUGUUACCAAUGUCACCAAGGUGGAGGUCAUUGCCAGACUGAUAAAACCAACAAAUUUCAAUGUACAGGUAUAAAUAAUCCACAUGCUCAAGAUGCAAAAACAACAAAAAGCAAGUUAGGAGUGACUCUGGGAGCAGGUAACUUAACCCAAUGGCAUAGGAAUAUUAUACACUUUCAGUACACAGAAGAGGUUGUUGAAUCCUCGAGGUCGGAGAAUGUAAAGGGGAUCAUCAGAGUGACAGUGGCUCCUCUGUCCAAUGGCCCCCUCGUUGUUUCGGGAUCAAAACUGGUGAUACAGAAAAUGAAUGGGAGAAGGUUAAUAGUAGCCAUAUUAACUGUGGACAUGAACAUGCGAGGUCCCGAAAUUCUAGUAGAAUGGAAACUGUCUGAGGAAUGUAACGAAUGUCAUUAUAGUGGAGGUCAAUGCCAGACUGAUAAAACCAACAAAUUUUCUUGUCACAAAGAUGCAAAACCACCUACAGGUAGUACCGAUCAAAGAAAAGAAACAACUGGAAGAAAUAUGGUGGGGCAGAUUCUGGGAACAGUCUUUGGCGGAGUAGGAUCGGUGAUGAUAACUUCUUUAGCUGUAUACGUUAUCUGGCGUUACAAGAAGAGGAAAUUUAGUUCAUCCCACUUCUUCUCGACAAGGAAAUUGUCAAAUAUCUUUAAUCAUGAUGCUGAGGGAGGCAGUAUAUACUUUGGUGUUUCAGUCUUCUCUUAUUCAGAACUUGAAGAAGCCACAGAUGAUUUCAAUUCCUCUAGAGUACUUGGAGAUGGAGGUUAUGGAACUGUUUACUAUGGAAAACUUAAAGAUGGACGGGAGAUUGCUGUAAAGCGCCUCUACGAGCACAACUGCAAGCGAAUGGAGCAGUUUGUAAAUGAAAUUGAUAUCCUUACUAGACUAAGGCACAAUAAUCUUGUCACCCUCUAUGGAUGCACUUCAAGACGAAGCCGUGAACUACUCCUUGUCUAUGAAUAUAUUCCUAAUGGUACUCUUGCUGAUCACCUUCAUGGUGACAGAGCGAAGGACGGAUCACUUACCUGGCCAGUCCGCAUGAACAUUGCCAUAGAAACUGCUGGUGCAUUGGCUUACCUGCAUGCUUCUGAUGUAAUACACUGCGAUGUGAAGACUAAUAACAUACUCCUUGAUCACAACUUUGGUGUUAAAGUUGCGGAUUUUGGGAUUUCAAGGCUCUUCCCAAAUGAUGUCUCUCAUAUUUCGACUACACCCCGGGGUACCCCAGGCUAUAUUGAUCCAAAGUAUCACGAAUGUUACCAGCUGACCAUUAAAAGUGAUGUCUAUAGCUUCGGGGUGGUCCUUGUUGAGCUCAUUUCAUCAAUGCCAGCUGUGGAUAUGAACAGGCAUAGCCAAGAGAUCAAUUUGGCCAACUAUGCAAUAAACAAGAUCAUAAAAUCUGCAGUUAAUGAGUUGAUUGAUCCAUCCCUGGGGUUCGAUUCAGAUACCAAAACUCGGGAAAUGACUACUUCAGUGGCGGAGCUGGCUUUUCUGUGCUUGCAGACAGAUAGGGACGUGAGGCCUACUAUGGUUGAAGUUUUGGAUACUCUAAACGAGAUUCAGACUAAUCUCAAUGCCAAUGAAGCUAAAAUAGUAGCAGCUCCUCCUUUCCCUGAAUCAGAAGAUAUUGUUUUGUUGAAGAAAGUUAAAUCACUACCUUCUCCAAAUUCUGUGACUGACAAAUGGACUACUUGCUCUGAUAUAACUUGUACAAAGUAGUUAAGAUUUCUAUACUUCGUUUCUUUGUUACUUCUAUGUAAAUUUUGGGAGACUGCAUAUGUACUACUGUGAGAAGUUUCUUGAGCUAUGUACUAUGAGUAGAAGUGAUCCAAUUUUUAAUUUCUAUAAAAGUUUAAGUUGUAUACACCCGGCAGUUUUAAGAACUUUUUAAUCGAGAACUAAUGGAGUUGUUGA
Molecule: messenger RNA, 3343 nt
Organism: Solanum tuberosum (potato)
Lineage: Eukaryota; Viridiplantae; Streptophyta; Magnoliopsida; Solanales; Solanaceae
Product: probable serine/threonine-protein kinase At1g18390
Exons: 7
Coding region: 1370-3148 (592 amino acids)
Biological process (GO): protein phosphorylation
Molecular function (GO): protein kinase activity; ATP binding
Source: RefSeq, a predicted model, not a curated record